AGGGUUGUAUGAUUCAUUGGUUGUUAUCGCGAAAAAAUGGUUCGCACCGACUGGGAUCGGAUACUAUCCGUAAACGCUUCGUCUUUAACGGACGAAGAAAUCGAAGAUCUUUUUCCCGCAGUGGUCCGAUGUGACGUGGACGAGAUUACUGACAUACACGGUCUGCGGACGCUCGUGAGACUGGGACAAGAAAUGUUGACUUAUAAAGAUAAUCAAGUUGAAGCUUUGCUUCUUGAAUGUGGCGAAUUAAAAGAAACAAUAGCAUCACUACGUCCAGAAACUGCCAAACGAAAAACCAAAGAUCGUGAUAUGACUGUAGUAAAACAAGAACAUGAUAGUUUUAAGGAUAUAGACUUAAGGGGAUAUUCAGAAACACAAGGCAAAAGUGAAAAAGUUAAAACACUGAUGGCUGAACUAGAAAAUUUGGACAAAGAAAAUGGGAUUCUUAAGGAGCAACUAACAACAUUGAAAGAUGAAAUGGAAGAUGCAACAGAAAAAAUGAAUGAAAUGACAGAAGAACUUCAUUCAACUCAAAUUAAAGCUGUAGAAUAUAAAGAAAAGAUAUUAAAAUUAGAGCAAGAAAAUGCAGCUUUGAUUAUUCAGAUUGAAGAAAUAACAGCACAACAAAUAGACAGAGAUAAAAUGUUGGAUGAAUUUGGAAUAGCUAUUGAUGCUAGAAUAGCUGAAUGGAAGGGCGUAUUGGAUGAGAAGGAGAUGGAGAUAACACGUUUGAAAGAGAGCUUGUCGCGCUCUUUAAAGCAAUCGAUUACAUCAGUCAAAGAAGAAAAUAAAACACAGAUUGUUUAUCUAAAUGACGAAAUAGCUCGUAGGGAUGCGAUUAUAGUUGAAUUGCAAACUAAACUUUCUGAAGCAGUUGUUGAAAUUAAUGAGAGUGCUGCACUUAUAGAAAAAUUGAAAGGAGAGACACAUGAAUCUGUAAAAAGUGUUAAGCGAAAAGAACAAAAAAAUUUAUUUAAAAAAAUACAAGCCGCAAAUGAAAAAAUCUCUAAAUUGGAAAACGCAUUGUCACAAGCACAGGACGAUGCCAUGUCGCAGAGUAGUAAAUUAUGCGAGGUAUUAUCCACAUUAAAAAAAUAUGAAGAUGGAAAUCAGGCUCUAACUAAAGCAUUGAAUGAAAUUAAAGAAUUAAAAAUUAAAAUUGAUCACAAGAACGAACAUAUCGAAGAUUCAGCCAAUGUUAUUAAUAAAUUAGAGAUGUUAAAUUCAUAUCAAGAAAUGGAGAUCUUAACUCUUAGAGAGAAAUUAGGGAUUCCAGAAGAUGAAUCGAUAUCAAUUAAAAGUGUUGUAGCAAAGCGUAAAGAGGAAUCAAAGAAAAUAGAAGAACUUAUUCGGCAAAACAAAAAUCUUGUAGAAGAAAAUUUAGAGUUAAAAUCAGAUAUAAGGAUGUUAAAAUAUAAAUUAAACAAAUCUGAAAAGAUGUUAGACAUUUCAGAUAACUUAGGUGAUUCUAGCAAUCAAUUUUUACAUUCGACUAAAUUAGUAGAAUCGGAAAAUAUACAAAUAUCUGCCAAAACUGAUAUUUCUGAAGUUAAUCAAAAUGUUCAGAUACUCAUAGAAGAAAAUGAGGCGCUUCGAACGGGAAUGCAUGAGAUUAUGGACAGUAUACGCAAUCAAGAUGGUAAGAGUGAAGUGGAAAUACAAUCCAGUACAUUGGAACGAUUAUUGGAAGCUUUAGAUGUUAGACAUUUAGCUGGUUGGUACCAUCCAGCUAUGAGAUUGCAGGAACAUCUUAAUGUUAUACAGGGUAGUAAUGCUGAAUUAAGAUCUCAACUUAAAUCGUUGAGAAGAGAAUUACAAAGGAAAGAUAAUAUUUUACAAGAUCUGGCAGCGAAUAAAGAUAUAGAUUUUGAAAAAUUAUAUGAGAAACAUGGUGAGGAUGAAGUGGUAACAAUGUAUCUUGCAGAAAUGAAAGCUCUGCAAAUGACAUAUAAAAAUGAAACGGAGGAAUGGGAAAAGCAAAAAGAUUUGCUAGUUCAAGACAGUAAUGGGUUGAAAGAUGAGAUAGAGGGUCUUAAAAAGCAACUAGAAAUUUAUAAGAAAAAUUUACAGAUUAUAGAAGAUGGGGAUGACGAAGCUCAGAAAGCCUUCGUGGCAAAAACGAGAGAAUACGCAGAUGCCGUUAACGAAAUAAUAAUUUUGAAUAGGAAAAAUGUUGCUCUCCAACAAUUGCUCACCAAGGAAACUAAUAGAUUGUAUGCAUAUCAAAAAGAAAUAAUUAAAAAAGAGAGUGAUUUUAAUAAAGCGCUUACCGAAGCGAACAGAUAUAGUAAAACGUUGCUAUCGGAAAUUUCACUCUUACAAAGUAAUUUAUGUAAUUCUGUGAGUGUAAUAGUGCAUAACGAAUUGAAAGAUAAAUAUGAGGAACUAAAUAUACGUCAUCGUGGUUUGUUAGAGACUGUAAUGAUAUUUCCCCAGUCAAAUGAAAUGUCAUCUUUAAAGGCUGAAAUAGAGAUGAUAAGACAGGAAAAAAAUCAACUUAUUGAAGAUUUGCGGAAAACAUAUGAUCGGAGUAAUGAUAAUUUACAACAAAGAUUGAGAGAGAUAGAAGCCAAAGAGUUGAUUGAAAAACAGCGAGCUGAUCAGAUAAUCCAAUUACUCGAAAUAUCGCAAGUGCAAUUUACCAAGUACGAAAAUAACGUUAAACAACUUUCCAAUUCUAAUUCUGAAUUGCAAGAAAAGUUGAUUGAGGUACAUAAGACGUUGUCUACAAAGAUAGCGUUGCAAGAAAAUAUACAAAUGGAUGAUAAUCGUGUACAAGAAUUGCAAAAUGAAAAAACGCAAUUUAUUGAAGAGAAUAAAAGUUUGAAAAAAAUGUUACAAAUUUCUGAAGAGGAGGCUCGAUUGCAAUAUUCGCUGAAUUCACUACAAACAUUAGAAUUGGAUAGUCUUAGGCAUCAAAUAUUGGAUUUACAAGCUGUAAGUGAAGACAAGGCCACUAUCUCGAAACUUGAUUUUGAGCUUAGGAGUAAGAAGAUAUCGGAAAUGGAACUAUCUGCACAGAAAAUGCGAUUAGAGAAUGAAUUAUCUUGCUUGCAGCAAGAGCUUGAUAAUUUAAAAGAAAAAUAUGAGGAAAUGCGUGCUUACAUACAGGAUUAUCGAAAACAAUGUGACAAUCGUUGCAAGUAUUAUAUAGAUAUUAUAUAUUUUUUACAAUGCCAAUACGCGGGAUCAACUUCCAUAAGUACUUUAGAAAAAGUAAAUACAUUGUCUGCAAAAGUAAAAAUAGACCGUCAAAAUAUCGACGCAGAAAUGCAAAAGGCAAAAAAAUGUCAUGAAGAUAUUAAAUAUGAACAGCAAUAUUUAUCUGCUCGUCUUGAAAUCGUGGAACGUCUAAAAGAUAUGUUAGAGCAACAAAUUGGCGCUGGAAGUGUUCAAAACAUAAUGGAACAUUAUGCCGAAACUUCACAACAAACUCUAAGUGAUUUUAAAUACAAGAGAAGAAUAGCUCAUUUGGAACAUGAACUCCAAAUUGCUAAUAGCAAAUUCAACGAAUAUGAGUCGGUAAUAAACAGCAUGGAACAGGAUAUGUUAAAUAUUCAAAGAGCUUGGUGUCCACAGCAAGAACGUCAAGCUCAAAUUAGUACAAAUUUUGAGACAAAAUCCAUUCAAGUAACAAUAAGCACUCAAGUAGUUAGUGUUCAAACGGAUCCUUAUAUUUGCUGUUUAAAUCAAAACGUAGAAGAUACUACUAAAGAAAUCGAAAAGGAAACUAUAGUUUUUAAAGAUGUUAAAAAAUCUGUUAAAUUAAACGAAACUACAGAAAAGACAUUCCGAGAAGUUGGAAAUAAUACAGAAGAAAGUGGUAGCUCGGUGAUCCUUAACGAGCAGCUAAAUCAAGCAUUGAAACUCGCGUCGGAACGCUCCGCGAUGCUUAUCAAGUAUGAGUCACAAUUAGCCGAGUAUAAAGCAAAAGUAAACGCUCUGAAUAAAACGAUAAUAGAAAAAGAUUCACAGUAUCAAAUAAAAGUGGAUACUCUGAACAAAGCAAUUGAGGAAAAGGAUUCGCAGUAUCAAACGAAAGUCAAUAUUCUGAAUAAAGCGAUUGAAGAAAAGACCUCGCAUCUUGCACAAAAGGAAAAUAUACUUGACGAAUUAAUGAUUCAACCACAAAUUGCGAAUAUUGAUUGUGCUGACAAGUUGGCUUUGAAGUCAACAAUAAAUAGUUUGCAGAAAUUAAUUAAUCAAAAAGAAGAAACUAUCUUAAGAUAUCAAAAUUUAUUGAAAGAAGACAGGGAUGAGCACAGUCGAGCAGCGAGUCGUUUUCAAGAUGAAAUUAAAAGUUUGCAUGAUCAUAUAUUGACUAUGCAAGGUAAAAUCCGAAAAAAUGAAGAUCCAAUUAUAACUGUAAAAAAUGCUUUUGAAAAAACAUCGACGUCCAAUGAAACAGCAAGAAGUAGUGCUGCGCAAGAAGAAGAAAUUGCGAGAUUGCAUGAGAAGGUAUCCACUUUCGAAGCAGAAUUAAAUAUUAGUAAAGAAUUGAGUGAACGUUGGCAUCGACUAGCAGAGGAAAGACUAAAGCAUAUGGAUCGCAUGCGAGAAAGAUUAGAGCAACAACAUAAAGAUGAAUUGGAGAGUUACUGUGGUGAAUUAAACAAAUGGCAGUCCGAGGCUGAUGCACUUAGACAACAAUUGGCUGAAAAUCGCAUGUUACUCACAAAAGGAAAUAUCUCCUUGAUGAAAGAGCUGCAAGACAAGGAUGACAAAAUACAUGAAUUAACUCUUGCUUGUCAACAAUUACAAAAUGAAGUUCAAUUAAUAGAAUCUGCAAAUCGAUCUCAUCAAGUGACAGUUCAUAAUCGUGGCGAUAUGAAAGCAUACGAAACAACGCACAAUAGUCACCGCGAUCAAACGCAACAACAAAAUCAAAUAGAUGUCUUACGUCGGCAGCUUCAGUCUUUAAUGGAAAAGGAAAAAAUGUACAAAUAUGAAAUAGCCGAUUUGAAACAACAACUUAGUCGUAGAUAUAUGGCGAUAAAAACUCAGGAGAAAAAGACAUCGCAACGUGAAAUGCAGCUUGAGCGCAAAGUCACAGCUUUAGAAGAAGAAUUACAUAAAACAAAAACUCAAUUAGAUCGCGAAUAUUUAGCACAAGAAGCUAAAAGAGUUAAGACUGCAGAAGAACUUUCAUUGUGGGAAAAACAGAAAAAAUGGCAACAGACAGCAGAAAGAUUAAAAGGAAAACUUAAAGAAAAGACUGAUGAAUAUGAAAAAUUGCUUACAAAUUAUGAAAAGCUUCGAUCUGUCGUUUCGUGUAUGGAACGAGAGAAAUGGUAUUUAAGAAGUAAGCUUAAACUUGAAAGCGAUACUGCGUCUGGUACUUCACUAGGAAGACCUAUUUCAAAUAUCCAGCAUAACACAGUGGAAGAACAAUUGGAGAAGGAAUGUCGAAUAUUGAGAGACCGUGUUAAAGAAUUAACUGACCGCCUAGAAAGAGAAAGUAAUGAACAUUUGAUGUUAGAAAUAGCUGAAUUAAAACGGCAUAAUGCAGCUUUGGAGGCAGUUUCUCAGGGUAAUACAUGUGUAAUUAGUCAGCUUGAGAAGUUAGAAACUGCUAAAGAUGCUCUCGAAAAGAUAAACCUUAAAUUAGAAAGUGAAAACUUUGAGUUGCGACUUGAAUUAGAAAGAAUGAAUUCAGAUACUCCGGGAUUGCGAGAAAAAGUCGAACAUUUGGAAAAAUACAUUAAAUUAUUAAAAGCAGAAAAAUCUUCUAACUCCACUCCUAGAUCAUCAGAAAAGGAAAUGCUAGAAUCAAGCAUUAAGAAAUCUACUUUUGAAAUGGAAAAGACAAUAUUCACAUUGAAACGAAUUAUUGAGAAACUUCAGGCAGAAAAUAAAAGAUUGAAAUUUCAUUCCAAGAAAAGUCAUUUUCUAGUCAAUCAAGGAAAAACAAAUACUAUUGAGGGAGAAUUUUCAUUUCAAAAGCUCUAUGAGGAGUCUCAGAAACGUGUAAUCAGUUUAGAGGCAGAUUUACGAUUAGCUGAACAAAGAGUAACUAUGUUAGAAAAAGCUGAGAAAGAGGAUGACAAUGGAGAUUUUCGAAUUUUAAAGCAACAAUUAACUCACAAAUCCGAGCUUUUAGAUAAAGUAAAACAAUUGUUAACACGAGCCGCCUUAAAUGAGAAGAACCUGCGGCAACGCGUGCAGCAGCUGGAAUCAAGGCAAAUCUUAUCAACAAUCCCAGAAUGUUAUGUGACUCCACCUACGCCACAAUAAUAUAUAUUUUGGAAAUAAAUUAUUUAUGUGGAUUUUUGCAAAUGAAAAAAAUACACGUUUAUUGGAAUAUAA
Molecule: messenger RNA, 6306 nt
Organism: Monomorium pharaonis (pharaoh ant)
Lineage: Eukaryota; Metazoa; Arthropoda; Insecta; Hymenoptera; Formicidae
Gene: Cep290
Product: centrosomal protein of 290 kDa
Exons: 23
Coding region: 37-6234 (2065 amino acids)
Source: RefSeq, a predicted model, not a curated record